Molecule: messenger RNA, 479 nt
Organism: Solanum stenotomum
Lineage: Eukaryota; Viridiplantae; Streptophyta; Magnoliopsida; Solanales; Solanaceae
Exons: 1
Coding region: 1-402 (133 amino acids)
Molecular function (GO): cysteine-type endopeptidase inhibitor activity
Source: RefSeq, a predicted model, not a curated record
AUGUCUUUCAAACUAAAUUCCAUCCUUUUUAUUACUCUUUCGACGAUAGCAAUUGCUUCCACCUUCUGUCUUGCAACAAAUGACGAUCAAAAGUUCCCUAAACAACAAGGUAUUUGGACGGACUUGGAUCCAAAUGAUCCUAAUGUCGUGGACGUUGCGAAAUUCGCGGUGAAGGAGGCAACUAAGAGAGCUAAAGGUGAAAGAGUAUUUACGUAUGUGAAUGUGAAUCAAGCAUCCGUUACUCAUUUUGAUGAAUUUGAUAACACUUAUGAUCUUCUUGUUGAGGCCACAGAAACAAAAUCUGGUGUCACUAAGGAAUAUAUGGCAUUUGCUGAAGAAAGUUUGGAUAAACAACAUAAAGUCCAUAAAAGAUAUCUAUUGAGCUUUAAUCCAACUUCUUAAAAUUAUCCUAAGUGUAUGGUUUAGAAAUCUAUAAUCUUCAAUAAACAUUUUAUAUUAUCUAUGUUAUGUAUGUGUGG